Molecule: messenger RNA, 618 nt
Organism: Acanthosepion pharaonis
Lineage: Eukaryota; Metazoa; Mollusca; Cephalopoda; Sepiida; Sepiidae
Source: the annotation of a GenBank genome assembly
AUGUGCUGCUUCUUGAUAAACGUACGUUACCGAUUCCUUAUCUUCGACCUCUUCUUCAAAAGAAGAAAGCCCCAGGAUUCCUUACAGUACAGAAAUUAUUCCCAGCUGGGUGGAAUCUAUCACAGACUCUCUGAAAUAAAUUCAGGCGUCGAUGAACACAUUAACCCAAAGCUCUUAAAACUCUACCCAGAAAUCCACAGGAAGAAAGAUUUUAUAAAUUUCUUGCUUUCUAUCGAUACAAUUCUGUUUCUGUCUGUAUAUCUAUCUAUCUAUCUAUCUAUCUAUCUAUCUAUCUAUCUAUCUAUACAAUUCUGUUUCAUUCUAUCUAUCUUUAUCUAUAGAAUUCUAUCUAUGUAUAUCUAUACAAUUCUCUUUCUAUCUAUCAAUCUAUACAACUCUGUUUCUAUCUAUACAAUUCUGUUUCUUUCUUUCUAUUUACCUCUCUAUCUAUACAAUUAUAUCUAUCCAUCUAUACAAUUCUAUUUCUUUCUUUUUAUCUCUCUUAUCUUAAUUAAUUCUCUUUCUAUCAUUCUAUCUCUCAAUCUUUACAAUUCUCUUUCUAUCUAUCUAUCUAUCUAUCUAUCUAUCUAUCUAUCUAUCUAUCUAUCUAGAUAUUAA